Penicillium brevicompactum is the source of this 1674-nucleotide messenger RNA. Its product is annotated as fungal specific transcription factor domain-containing protein. The record is from RefSeq and is a predicted model, not a curated record. The transcript is spliced from 4 exons. Gene Ontology annotation, cellular component: nucleus. Gene Ontology annotation, biological process: positive regulation of transcription from RNA polymerase II promoter by galactose; DNA-templated transcription. Gene Ontology annotation, molecular function: DNA-binding transcription factor activity, RNA polymerase II-specific; zinc ion binding; RNA polymerase II cis-regulatory region sequence-specific DNA binding. Lineage: Eukaryota; Fungi; Ascomycota; Eurotiomycetes; Eurotiales; Aspergillaceae. The coding region runs from base 1 to 1674 and encodes 557 amino acids.
AUGCCAUCAAGGCCGGCAGGUGGCUCUCGUGCCGAGCCCGCAUACAACAGGCUUCAGGACACAUCCACCACAUACGGGAUGGAGGAUUUUUCAUUACCACCGCGAGCGUUUGCCGAUCACCUGGUGAAACGAUUCUUCGAGAAAAUAUACAUUCUCUAUCCAAUAUUCCAUCGCCCAGCCUUCGAGGCAGCCUAUCAAAAUCUCUGGCGUGGAGAAAACGAACCUAAUAUCCCCCCGCCAACCGAUCUACAGAUUGGAAUAGGAUCAAAGACAGAGUCGGAGCCCACUUCGAUUGUCUUCCUGUGUGCCCUGAACUUGAUAUUUGCCUUGGGCUGCCAAUUUGCCGAUCUGGCAUCAGAGCAAGUCGAGUCCGUCGCCAAUUCAUUCUUCCUUCGGGCGAAGCAUUUCAUCGGGCUCGAUUUCAUGGACAUCAAUACCCUCGGGGUGGUUCAGUCUUUACUCAUUACAGCACUUUAUUUGCAGAGCUCCCCAUAUCCCAGUCGCUGCUGGCAUUCUGUUGGGAACGCCUGCAGAGUUGCCUUUGGAUUAGGACUCCACAAAUCAGAUAUCCUGGCUACACUGACACCCUUGGAGUCUGAAAUUCGUAAACGAACCUGGCAUGGAUGUGUAAUAAUGGACAUGACCUUGAGCAUGACAUACGGCAGACCGAGCAUGACCUCCCAUCUUGCCCGAGUUCCCGCACCUGAUGGUUUAGAACUAUCUGGGCACCAACAUGAUACAAGCGGACCUCCGUUAAUGGCAUUCUAUAUCGAAGCGAUCAAGCUUUAUGAUAUUUUGGACAAUAUUUUAGCUGAUGUCUAUAAUGCCUGGCGUGGCCGACUGCGCCAGGACAACUUGCCAUCCCCGACGUUGAGCAUCAGGAGCCUUCAAAUUGUGCUUGAAGUUGAAAGAGAGCUGUUGAUGUUCAAGUCCAAUGUCCCUUGCUUUUUAAAGUGGACAACUGGGGCACACUCCACGCCUUCUCUUCCAGAACCCAACAUGGCGAUUGCUCAGCAAAGAAAUGUUCUACAUGCUAGAUACAUGCACCUUCAGAUCCUCCUCUACCGUCCCAUAUUCAUCCAAAUAUACUCUAAACGAGAAUCAUUGUCUGGACCAGAGCUACAAAAUGACUCGUCAUCUCAGAGCAUAGAGAUGCAAAGCAAUCUGUAUUCCUCCAUAUUCUGUCAUUGCGCCGAGGCAUGUGUGACAGCUGCCAUUGAUCUCACACACCUAGUGCGAGAAACUUAUCAAACCGACUGUUCCGAUGCGUGGUGGUACAAUGGUUUUUAUGCCUCGACCGCAGCAAUGGUCCUUCUCAUGGCUCUAUCUACACCAUCAAUGAUGGAUCAAAUAUUAUUGGGCAAAGCAAGAGAGGCUUGGAAAGAGGCAACCAGUGUUCUGGAAUUCCUAUCAACAUUUUGCCGCUCUGCAAACAAUACUGUUCAAUUUCUCCAGGCUGCUUAUGUUCGAGCAGUCCCCACUGGUCAACAUCAGACGAAUGCGGAAGCUGAUGCCUCACAUAUACCGCAACCUAGCGAACAAUAUGAUAACUUAGUUGACGAACUUACCCAGUUUCCUGUCUUCAAUUGGGAGGAAUUCGCGGAGAACAUGGCACCUGGAUUGGAUGACUUAGGAUUUUUGACGGGAUUUAAUUUCCAUGAUAGCUUUGCAUGA